Plutella xylostella (diamondback moth) is the source of this 1499-nucleotide messenger RNA. The record is from RefSeq and is a predicted model, not a curated record. Lineage: Eukaryota; Metazoa; Arthropoda; Insecta; Lepidoptera; Plutellidae.
CCGGUAUUACUUCAAUACCGUUAUUAACUUUCAAUACCGGUAUUGAAAAAAGCGUGGAUUUUGUCCGGGAUCCCGGUAUUACGCAAUACCGGUAUUGCGGUAUUGCAUGCCCUAAUGACAACCCGUAUAGAAGAGGCCUAGGCAGGUCUAUAGGAAGGUAUGUAGGUUAGGUAACUAGUAAAUCGGUCCACAAGUUUCUGAGCGCAUUUAAUAUAACUAACGAUCAAAUAAUUUACUCCCAAUAAUAAGAAUGAAAUGUACUUAAAAUGCCUUUUUCCGAUGGUAAAAGUAAACGUCUCUUUUUUAGGAAAAACGGAGGACACCGAAACAACUGAGGCGUGGAAGAACACUGCUAUAAUACUAAAUCAUUCCACGGCUUAUCCAUUCCAAGUAACCGGCAGUAGCAUUCGUUGCUGCUUUUGUACAUUAUCCUUCAACGACCCUACUGUAUUCAGGAAACACGUCGAUUCCGCUCAUAAAAAUGUAGACAAAUCUCAGCCGCUGAAUAAUAAGUUAAAUUUAAGGAUUGACAUCACUGACUUACAGUGUAUAAGUUGUGUCGGCGUGUUUGACUCACUAGACUCAUUGUCACACCACUUGAAUACAGAACACAAGUAUGAUAUAAAAACUGUAUCCAACUUAAAAUUGGUUCCAAUGCGGUUGGUGAUGGAUAAAUUCGUUUGCAUGGUUUGUGAUAAAAAGUUCUCUACGCUUAACCAGCUCUCCAGGCAUUCGGGAUCACACUAUCAACGUUACGUGUGCGAGAAGUGUGGCAAAAAUUUCGAACGUGAUUCAGCCCUUAAUUAUCACGUACUGCUCAAACAUUCCAACUCGGAGUUUUUCUGCAGAGUUUGCAGAAAGGGUUUUUCAUCAAACUUGGCCAGACGGCAGCAUGUGGAAGAGAACAAGAGAUGUUUGCCACUGGCUUGUCACAUUUGCAAAGAGCGUUUCCUGUAUUGGUCGCCAUUGGAAAAUCAUUUGUUUGACGUGCAUGGGAUAGCGAAGAAAACUUAUCCAUGCAAAGAAUGCGGCAUACAGUUAGAUACUCGAAACAAACUUUAUUGUCAUUUUAGAAAAGAACAUACGGAUGAGCUCAAAUGUAGUGAUUGCGGUAAAUGUUUUUCAGUACGGUCAAAGUUGGAAGAACAUGUAUUAGUGCACACUGGAGGGAAGCCUCACCAGUGCGCUAUAUGCGAGAAGACGUUUCGAACCAAAAAAAGUAUCAGAUUACACAUGAUUACUCACGGCGAUCAAAAAAAGACUUGUCCCAUUUGUAAAAAAGUUUUGUCAGUCAGAUAUAUCCGAGAUCAUGCUAAAAAGUAUCACCUAGAAGGUUAUAGAAACGGUUUUUUUAAAGAAGCAUGCUCUAAGAUUAUGGAUUUUUGAAAUUAUAUAUAUUUUGAAAAUCUUCUUAAUUAAGCAGUAGGUAGGUAGGUAUACAUUGUUUAUAGUUUCAUACAAUUUCAUACUACAGUCUCCAAUAGUGUUGUUUUUUUUCU